CUGCGAAGAAUGGCGCGUUACGAUUCGGAGGCCAAAAAUCUGCUUAUAGUCAAUGGGGUGAUCAUUGUCCUAAUGACCCUUUGUAUGAUAUUGCGAUGCGCAGCCCGACUCAAAACUCGAAAUAUCCAUUAUCUCAGUGAUGGCCUGUGCUUGGUAGCCUAUGCUGUUAGCAUUGCCAUCGCGGCACUUCUGUUCGAUUACCUUCACAAUACUGCCGUCGGUGGUGUUUUCAGACCGCACAAUAUCACAGAUCCAACCGACGUGGCCCAUGUCAUAUGGUUCCAAGCAUUCUCCAAGCUGAGAUAUAUCAGCCAGCUUCUGUAUUCUUUCGAUUAUGCCGUCGUCAAGUUCAGCAUUCUGGCAUUCCUAUGGGAUGUAUUCGGCGCGGAUAGCCGGAAUAAGAUGUUUAUCAAAAUUGUGACGGUGGCUUGCGUAAUGUGGUGCAUCGCCUUUACGUUCCUCGCCGCGUUCCGAUGCAAGAAUCCAGUCGACGGUUGGACGACAAAUAACCCUCCGGAGCUCUGCAUCUACGCCCCUUACGUCUUUAUUCCAUUCGAGUCGACCAAUCUAUUUUUCGACGUAGUGAUCCUAUCCAUCCCGGCAUUUGCAGUGCAGAAGCUGAAGCUAGACAAAUGGAAGAAGUUCUCUGUCAUCGGAAUCUUCUUGCUUGGUGGAAGCGUCUGCGUAGCUAGUAUUGUGCGUCUGGCUGAAAUUUCCAAAACCACUGACUGGGCCAUCUUCUUUUGGUCAAUGAUGCAGCUCGGGCUCAGCAUCAUAUGUGCCUGCCUGCCCACUCUUGGGGCCUUGUUCAGGAGCAACUCAAACAAAGUGGGCUCAAGCUCCAAAUACAGCGGAUUCACCUCAUCCUCCGGGAAGCGUGGAAGCGGUAUUGCAUUCAAAGUAAAGGAUGUGGAGCUGGGAGAUAGGGGGCCAUGGAUCGACAACCGCGCGGCCACGGGUUCGACUUCAUGGGCUCCUCGGGAUAACGACGGGUCCGAGUCCGAGCUGCCGCCGGAGCCUAUGUUUAGUUCUAGAAUUACUACAGUAUAA
Clonostachys solani is the source of this 1050-nucleotide messenger RNA. The record is from the annotation of a GenBank genome assembly. NCBI's taxonomy places the organism in Eukaryota, Fungi, Ascomycota, Sordariomycetes, Hypocreales, Bionectriaceae.